AGGACCCGCCUACAGAGCUUAAAGCUCUCCCUCACAGAACAUCAGAAGCAGAUGCCUCGUCAUCCCAGACGACGGGUCACCAGACGAAAAUGGGUCUCUUGAUGCUGACCCUCGGUGCUGCUGCUGGAGCAGCCACAACAGUUGUUGCUGCCCCUGUAGUUCUAGCGGCAGUUGGUUUCACUGCUGGAGGAAUUGCUGCAGGUUCUAUUGCCUCCUCCAUGAUGUCAGCUGCAGCUGUGGCUAACGGAGGAGGGGUCAUAGCUGGAUCUGUGGUAGCAUUACUCCAAUCCGCAGGUGCUGCUGGUAUCCCUCUCGCCGCUCAGGCUGUUAUCGGUGCUGUCGGUAGUGGUGCGGGGGGCGCUGUGGCAGCUGCUAUCCUGAUUUGAUGUGCAUUCAGGAGCCGUGUUGGCGUUCUAAAUAAUCUAGCCUAAUCUUAAUUUAGAUGACCUAUUAGAUCAGUUAGUAGUUUAUUAUUUGUAAUAGAUCAGUUUGACUUACUAGUAAUUUAAUGCAAAACAUUAAAAAAAGAUGUUGAUUGUAACUGCAAUGUUGUAAUUUGAUCAGUUCAAAUUAUUAAAAUAAAAUACUUUCUAUCAUACA
Triplophysa rosa is the source of this 600-nucleotide messenger RNA. RefSeq names its product interferon alpha-inducible protein 27-like protein 2A. The transcript is spliced from 4 exons. NCBI's taxonomy places the organism in Eukaryota, Metazoa, Chordata, Actinopteri, Cypriniformes, Nemacheilidae. Bases 90 to 386 code for a protein of 98 amino acids. Gene Ontology annotation, cellular component: mitochondrion; membrane. The record is from RefSeq and is a predicted model, not a curated record. Gene Ontology annotation, biological process: apoptotic signaling pathway.